Xyrichtys novacula (pearly razorfish) is the source of this 16413-nucleotide messenger RNA. The record is from the annotation of a GenBank genome assembly. Lineage: Eukaryota; Metazoa; Chordata; Actinopteri; Labriformes; Labridae.
GGAGCUGCGCAGUUGCAGUCAGCUGACAGUUGUGACCAACCAGCGGGUGUAACAUCUCAAGUGAGGAGACCCUGAACCGAGGAAAAUCCUCCAUCUGUUCUACACUAACGGGGUUUGGCCGCGGAGAACCGGAGAGCCGUUACCUCCGAUCUCCGGCCACGUCCUCCCGCCUCCUGCAGGAUGAGUGUCGGUGCUCCGCGAGGCCUGGCCAGCUCGGGGCAGAAGCCCAUCGCGGAGAUCCUUCACCCUCUGUCCGCCACCGAGGAGCCGCUCUCCGUCUCCGGCGGAGGGGAUAAGGUAGGGUCUUUGGGGCUCUACUAAAACUGAUAUAAUCCUACAACACUCUCGCUUAAACUAGUAACACCAUAACUAUCACAGGGUGGUUUUUUACCCGAAAUAAUAAACCCCCAAAAAAGUACUUGUCAUCAAAAUAUAUCAAAAUAGGACAAUACAUGACAGAUUAAAGUAGUUUUCUUUUAUUUUUAACUGUGCAAUGUCCAAAAGGAGGGAUAAAGGGGCCAUGAGGGGACCAUAUAAAGAUGCAACAAAAUAACUGAAAUUAGACAUUCAUGAACAAAAAAAAAAUAUUAAUAUUUAAACUGAAAACUUAGUCUCUUUUCCACCAUUCCUGGAGCAUGUAAGUCUUCCCUGGUGAAGACUCAGAGUCCUUGGGACAAUAACAGCUGCAGGAGAGAGAACCAAAAUAUGGCAGAUUUUGAGUGAGUAAAAAUGACCAGCUGUGGUUAACUGUGGUUGGACUCAAGCUGGACUCAGUGGAGGAUGUGGUGGAGAGAUCUACACUGAGGAAGGUGGAGUCUAUUCUAAAGAACAUGGAUCACCCACUUCACAACACCUUGAUGGACCAAAGGGCCAAUGGUGGUGGACGGCUCCUCUCUCUUUGCUGCAGGACAGAAAGAUUCAGAAGAUCUUUUGUACCAACAGCCAUCAGACUUUAUAACUCUUGUGUAAAUAGUAGAUAACUUUUAUAGACAUAUUAUGUGAGACAACAGACAAUUGAAUUUCCCUUUGGGGAUUAAAAUAUUCAUAACCACAGCGCUAAAGAAAGAUAGCAUGAAAAUUCCAGGACCACUCUUACUGACCUUAUUUGCUACAUGCAGCUAUCAAAUCCAUCCAAACCUACUUUACCCUCUAUCACCAUUGCAAGCAUCAAAUUUAAAGUAACGUCCAGACUAGACUUAAGGGAAGGAAAUGAACUCAAACAAAAAAUAACUCCGAAACAGGUGGUUACUGUGAACAGUGUUUACACCGUGUUGACUUGAUCGUGUGUUUGACAUGUGGGGCUUUACACACCAGACUCCAAACUGGAGAGUUUAAACAUCAGCCAGGGUGGACUGGGUAAACAAUGAUAGACUGAGCAAACAAAUCAAAAAGCUUUUUUCCCGCUGACAGGUGUUGUUGUACUCAAGGAUAAAAUGCUCACUUACCACUUUGGUUCUGUAGUUCCUGUCACAGAGAUGUUAUUGUGGGUUUUUGCAGUAUAAUGUUACCUGAACUAGAAAGGUGCUGUCUGAUGUUUAUUGGGUCAUUAAAUUCAUUUUUUCCCCGAGUCUGUUAGCAGUAAAAAGAUGUCAACACAUUUAGUAAACAAAUGACUUAAAGUAAGAAAGAGGGCAGGUAACAGAUUGCCUUUUGGCAGGGGUAGAGAUAAGGGCUGGGCGAUAAAAUGAUAAUGAUAUAAAUCGAAAACUAACUUCCCUCAAUAUCAACAUAAAACACGGUCAAUAUGCUCUUCAAUUGUCGGCAUUCCGCCAUGUUUUGGUAGACUAUACGAAUAGCGAAUGAAAAGGGGAGUUGCCCCGGGUCAAACCAAUCAUUUAAACCGUGCUGAAUUACAACCAAGUAGCCGCUUUAGAACCGCUUUCUUUAGCACAACGCCUUAAGAAGAAAUGUCAGAGACACAAAGACCUCACAGAUGAAGUAGCUUAUUGUAUUGCAAAAGAAUGCUACCAAUAAGCACUGCUAAAUUUAAUAUUUUUACAGUGAUAUAUGUCGAUAUUGACUGAUUUGAAAAAAAUAUAUCAUGAUAAACUUCUCCCCAUAUAGCCCAGCCCUAGCCGAGAUUAAUGUGGUCAUGUUCUUGCAAGGAUUUCUUAACAUCACAUUUGUCUUUCCAAGUAACAGAUACCCGAACCACGCCUUUUAAUUUUGUGAGUUUAUGUCUUUUUAACACCAAUCAGAAUGAAGUUGCAGAUGUGACACUAGGACAAUAAUCAUUUGAAUUCCAAGACUGAAACGAUUGUAUUUUAUCGACAUUUCAGGGUAUUAAUGCUAAAGUGCACUAAACAAACUUGGAUCAAGAUGUGUUGCGUCAGUAUGAAACUCUUACCUCAGGAGGUACUUGCCUUAGAAUUUUGCACAACUUAUUGUGUUGCAACAUCUCGAUUCCUAUCUGAUUACUCUGCACUGAAAGUAGAACACAUGAUAUUUCAUUUCAUUGACCUGCUGAUAGGGAUAGAGUUUCUUAACACAAAAAAAAGCAAACAGACAUUAGUGCAUGACUUAUCAUGACUUUGACCAUGUUCGUGCUUUAAGUAUUGUUGAGAUUUUGGAUAUAGGGGUUUGAAUGCAAACUGCUUUAGUGUGACUCCAGGGUGGAAGAUUUAAGUGUCUAUGCUGAAUAGAAAAGGCAGAACUCUGCAUCAUAUCCAUUACUGUGACACAGUAUUGAUUUUUAAAUUCACACAGCUCUCUGUUUAGCUCUUUAUUCAAAUAAAAUCUCUCUCCCCCAUUUACCUCCCACAUUUAUCGUGUGUCUGCUGGGUCUGUGUUGUGGUGGCCUGAUUGUUCAUUCACAGUGAUGUAAUGAUGCAACGCGAUGCAAUUAUCCCAACAGUGAUUACCAGUGCAGGUUAGCACCGUAGUGUAAAAAAGAGCACUUUCAACCUCAGCAGCCUGUCUGUCUGUCUCCCUCUCUGAAUGUUUGUUUAGCAAAAAGGGAAAGAGGUGAAAAGAGGAUGUUUGUGUGUGUGUGUGGGCUGUCAGUGUGUGCGGCUGAGGCAGAGUGUUUCCGUGGAAGUGAGAGCGGAUAGACAGAGGAGUAACACUUCCUGCAACUUCAGAGGGGGACUUUUGUGUGAGGUAGAAAACAGUGAUUUAGGUUGAACAUUAGCUUUCCUGCAUGCACCUUACCCUUGAGGAGAUCUGCCUCUUCUUCACGUGAUGUUUACAGGUAGUGUCAGGAGCUUGGUCACUUAGGUGAAUCAGAAAUGAUAGUGAGAUGAUUAGCUGGUGGUUUUUUGCUGUGCAGUCCUGAGUGUAAAUUUAGUGAGAAAUAAAACUGCAGAUCAACCUCUUCUAGUACACAACAUGACAAAAUCCCAAACCUUGUUUCUUUAUUUUAGACACCCUGUCUACAGCCUCCACUUUUGCCCACUUGUUUACCUUUGAUGAUUCUCUUUGUGUUUGGAUGGAGCCUGUAAGGAAAUAGGUUUUCACUCUGUGUUUGUCAUUAUUACAAAAAAUCAAAAAUAAAAAUUGAAGAGGAAGGACCCGCCUAAACAGCCUGUUUUCAAACCGUUAGACAAGUGUGAUCUCUGAACAGUCUAUAGACACCUCUAGUUGAUUUAACACAGUUUUAAUCAAAUGUUUUUUUAAUCCAAGUACUGAUUGUUAUAUCUGUUAAAUGGCCUUUCAUAGGAAAAUAAAGCUGUUUUUUAUUUAUUUUUUUAAUUAUCACCUGUUAAUCACCAAAAACAAAAUUCUCUUUCCAUUUUAAAUACAUUCUUCUUUUGUUUACCAUACCAGCCAGUGCUCUCCCACUGUUGCAUGUUUUUGUGUUAAGGCUGUGAAAUUGUGUCUGCGGUCCACAGAUGCUCCAUUUCUCUCUCCUCAUCCAUCAUUCAAUUAGAAAAACAGGAGCAGUGUCAGAUGAUGUAGGGUGUGUGUACACAGCAGCAGCCUGAACAAGAGCCCCAAUGAACAAGAGAGACGAGCGCAACAGCAUCAGCAUCGAUCUAUCAGCUCUUUGUUUGCAGCUUCUCUCAUUUGCAGCUUCUAAAAAUUGAUGUCAACCGAUGCCUCUUUUCUUACAGGAAGCCGGGCUGACCAAUGGCACGCCGGUUGAGAAUUCGAGUCCCGCCUCCGCGUCCUCACUUUUCAACAGGCUGCAGCUGGAUGAUGACCUGGAAGCAGACAUCCAGGACCCUUAUGCUCUCACGGAAACCCGUGACCUCUUUGUCACAGUCGACGACCCAAAGAAGCACGUCUCCACCAUGGAGACCUACAUCACCUACAGAGUGUCCACCAAGGUCUGUUAUUGGCUAGUGUCAUGGUAACACUGGUUCUCUUUGGUAAAUUGGGGCUUUAUAGAUAGGGGAGACUAGGGUAAGUUGAGCCACCCCCUGUUGCUUGGAGAUGGUAAAAGAAAUUGAUCAUGUGACCAAAUAUUUAGGAGAUGGGCAUCAAUUCAUGGAGUCUGUAAAGGUUCGAAGCACAUGAGUGAAGGGGUUAGACAUUUAUUUCCAAAAACACACGCACUCAUUCACUCUUGAAAGUGAAUUUAGUCUGUCAUAAGUUUUAUUAGAAUUGUUUUCAGACCAUAAAAGAUCAUUUUAAAUUUGUUUUAUACAUCAAUUGUGGUAUCUAUGAGCUACAACAUGAGGUCAAAAACCUAUAAAAGUCCACCAUUUUAGCUUAGAGGACUAAUAAAGUCACAAUAGUAGUUCAUGUUAAAAUGACUUUUUUCAAAACAGCUUUUUAGCAGUUAUUUGCAAUAUUAAUAAAAAGAAUUAUUGUACUAGUUGAAAAGCGUAUAAUAGAUAAGAAUAUGCAUGAAUGGGAAGAAGUGACUGUUAUUUAGGGAGAGAGAAGGUGAGGGAGGGCUGGGGUAGAGAGUUGGGGGAUAGUAGGGAUACGGCUCAACUCACCGCCGCUCCUAGGGUCAACUUACCCCAAACACAGGGUAAGUUGACUAUAGGAGACCACUUUUUUGGCAUGCUGUAUUAUCAAGACAGUUAUAUUGACACUCAUUCUGUUGGUUUGCAGGGAUGAAAAACAUCUUGAAAUCUAUGCUGAUACACUAGUUAGAGACAAAACUAUGAUUACCUUGAUGUAGUGAUCGGAAACAUGAAAAAUGGCUCAUCUUACCCCACUUUCCCCUACUUGUAGCUGUUUAGCAGGUUUGAGUCAAUUUGCUUGAUGUCUGUGUCAUAGUUUACUGUUUUUAAAGCAUGCAGUUAAUAUCUCGCCGCUAUCUUGAGCUUACUGACUAAUUGUCUGAGCUCCUAAUAUUUUCCAUAUAAUUAUCCAGUUUUCUACUGUUAUAAGAACUUUUUAGUAAUGCAGCCAAAGAAAGCUCUAAAACCAAAAGCUAAGUGCAUGCUAAUAGAAAGUGUUUUAUUUAUUUAUUUGUUUUUUUAAUAGUAGAAACUUGUGUUUUUGUAUUACAUGUAACUCAGUGUCUGUGGCUGCUUCAGUUCAGUAAAGCAUCGUAGCUUUCCAACCAAAGAAACAGAUACAAGGAAGACACUACCUGGAGCUGUCGGUUGGCGUCAUGACGACAGUUGCUAUGUGCACUGUGGCACUUUAGCUCAGAGGCCCUGGACAAAUAUCACAGGCCAAUAUGAACGCUGAGUGUUAAUUGAGAGCAUGUGGGUGGGGGUGGGGGGGUCUUUUACGCUCUCUCGUCAGGGGCAGAGUGUGUGAGUGGGUGUGUUUGCACUUUUAGCUAUACUUCAAACUCAGUAAGCAAUGUACAAUACUCUUUAAUGGCCCAAAGUGAACCCCCCACCCACAUGUUAUGUGCACAUGAGUGCUGCUGUUGUGCGCUUAUUCAUUGUACACGUUGAUGAAAUAUGAAUAGAGUAACUUAGACAAAGAGAAACACACCUGUGUCUGUUUUGGGGUCAUUUUGAAUAAAGGGUGAUUGAUAUGAGCUUUGGCAUGAAUGCAGCUCUCUUAGCGAGGACAACUUUUCACGGUGGAGGAGAAAGCGUAUCUCUGUUUCUACUUCCCCUGAUGAACAGUGAGCAGUGAGCACAGAGCGCUUCUUUUUUGAGGGAGGCAGCCAUGUUUGUUUGAGUCAUCCUCUUUCUAUGGCCAGUUUGUGGUCACUGAGCCUAUAUUUGCUCAGGAUCACUCUCUGUUUCCACUCUCCGACUGAGCGGAGAUAUUCAGAUGUCUUAUACUCUUUCUUGAUGGAUAAAUAACAUUUAAAUUUUGAAUUGAACUGAAUAUUUUAUAGUUUUUUUCUCUGCUAUUGUCUCUUGUGUGUGUUUUUCCCCAGACGACACGAAUAGAGUUUGACCUGCCAGAGUACUGUGUGCGACGGCGUUACCAGGACUUCGACUGGCUAAGGAUCAAGCUGGAGGACAGUCAGCCGACCCACCUUAUCCCUGUAGGUCAAACUAACCACAACAUGUCAGACUCUAAGGUCCUUUUUUUGUUUUUUCCAUCUGUGUUUAUUCCUUCCUCCUUGUCUUUCACUAUUUGUCUCCAGCCUCUGCCGGAAAAGUUUGUAAUGAAAGGCGUAGUCGAUCGUUUUUCAGAAGAGUUUGUGGAGACGAGGAUGAAAGCUCUGGACAAGUUCCUGAAGCGGGUCGCUGAUCAUCCUGUCCUCUCCUUCAACCCACAUCUAAACGCGUUCCUGUCUGCCAAGGUGAGAGCACACGAGGAUGGCAGCUUGGCCGUUUGGUUUUAAGGGGCGUUAGGGGUAAUCUGUAAAGUUUAAUGUCCAACACCAGUGUUUGGGAACAGCAACAAUGUCAGACUGAUGCAGAGUUUGGCAUUGGUCAGCUGUUUUUAUCAGUGGCUGCGUGUCGUGUAGAACAUCUGCCACUCCAGGCAGGGUAAUAAGUUAUCUUUGGGGGUAAAAAUGUUCAGUACUUGUCAACAAGGACUCACUGUGAAGGACAGAAACUUAGAUGGAAAGCAUCAAGUCGUCUCAGCAGCUAUCUGUCAGCAAAAGGCAAUACCAGAAAAUAUAAGGCUCCUGUUUGUGCAGAAUAUGUGUGUAUGUGCGUGCUUUCUCUGCAUCUGCCAUCACUCACAAAUUUGUGUCCAAGUAGAGGAGACACAAGACUUUAUUGAUACUUGUGAGGACAUGAGCUCGCAGCAGCAGUAAAAGAAUCCUAAAAAAAGAGACAGUGGGACAAAAGCGCGUCACAGUAUCAAAGUUGGAAUAAGAUUAAAAAUGCAAAAGCAGGAGCAGCAGGGUUUUCUAAGCAUUAUCAACAACUGUGUAUUUGAUUAUUAGCUUACAUACUUAUGUUUUGAUUGAUUGAUUGAUUGAUUGAUUGAUUGAUUGAUUGAUUGAAGUUUAUUUUGAAGAUAUAAAAAAAAUAAAAUAAAAAAGUGAAGAAUACAACAACAAAUGAUAAAAAGUCAUCCAUGUUCAAAGAGGAGUGGGAAGAAGUCUAAACUUAUGAAGUCCACUCCUUCUCCUACACUGAUUUACAUAUAUAUCAUAAUAUUAUAUAAUAAUAUAAACCAUCAUAAUAAUAUUAGCAAGAAAAAUAAAAGAAAAAUAUUUUUUUAAAAAUUGAAAAAAAAAAAAGUUCAAUCUUUUGUGAUAUCAUUGAAGAAUUUUUACAGUAUGUGGCUUUCCCUGUCUUCUCUGCAGGACUUAAACAAGCGUCAGGGUCUUGCCCUUCUGACCAAAGUGGGCGAGUCAGUGAAACACGUUGCCGGGGGAUACAAGCUACGGGCGAGGCCAGCUGAGUUUUGCGCCAUGGGAGAAUACCUGGACACAUUCAGCCAGAAACUGGGAACAAUUGACCGAAUCGCCCAGAGGAUCCUUAAAGAGCAGUCAGGUAUGAGGCAACAGACCUUUUGUAACCUUCUGAGUCUAACCUGAGUUAUACUGACAGAAAGUAACAAUGGAGUCUUGUUAUUUACAUAAACAUUUAAGGUGGGGAUUUCAUGCUUUUCCACAUUUACAACAAAACCUGCAAAGGGAUAAAGUUUGGUGUCCAUACUAGAUGUACGCAAAGUUUCAAAUCACAUGGUUAACAUAUGUUGUCAUAAUCUUAGGAAUUAGAUGUAAACUGCUCAAAAUCAGUGGCCUGCACGAAGACACAAGACUCACUAAAAUUCUCACAUAGGUAUUAUAGGCUGUUCUUACUAGAUCAUCUGUGCCUCCAGCAAAGCAAAACCACCUGCCUCCAACAGCAUAUGAGGUGACACUCCUCUGCUGCCCAACUGAUCAACCACAAUAGAGGGGGCGGGGUCAAAACAUUGAGCUCUGCCCUCAGCUGGCCUGCGGAAAGCCAGUCAGAAGACAGUAGGCUGGCAAAGACCAGGGCUUAAAGAGACAGCAGCGAAAACGAACUGUGAUAAUGAUUUUUUAAUACACCGUUGUGAGAAUUUUGAGGCUUAUUUUUUUUUAUCUGAAAAUCAUGCAAAGCAAUUAUAAAGGUAUCAGAGAGGAAGUAUAAGUAAGUGUAAGUAAAUGAGAGAUUUAAAAAAUUCAUUAAAAAUAAUUAAAUAUGACUCUAUCCAAAAUAGCACUUAAAUUGUGAAUUUAUAUUCACUAAAAAAAAAUGAACAACUAGAUUAGUAAAAAUAAGAUAAAUGACAAUAAACUUUGUCUGGUAAUUGUUAUACAUAAAUUCACAGACAUUCCAACAUUUUAAAUUUUUAGACCAAAGCAACAUGAAGUUUCUGUUUUGUCUCCUUUUUUUUAACAUUUGGAUUUUUUACAUUGUUUCCCUCUCUUGGAUGUUCCCUUGGCUAACACUGCUUUGACUUACAAACAACGUUACAGAUGUUAGACUGUGUGUUUCAAUCUUAGGAUUUCAAAGGAAACAGGAAGUAGUAUUUUGAAACAGUGGUUACAAAAUCACCCAAUGUUCACUUUACACUACUUCCCUUGGCAGACCCACAUACCGGCUCCUUUUUUAUGUGUGCUCCACAACCUGUAAGUUAGCCAGUGUCACACAGUGGUUUAGCCUUUUGCUGGAUGGCCUACACUCGUCGGUUUUAUGACUUGAUUUGCAGUAUUGACCCACCGAGGGCAGGUGUGUUUGGUUUGAAGAAAAACCCACAAACCUUUGGGCUUUGAGGUUACACAGUUGAUAACUGAUGCGUGUCAAGUGAACAUGUAAAUGUCCGUCACCAAAAUACUUUCUGCCACCAUCUGUUGCGGUUGUACACGUGUUAGAGUCUGUGAAAAGAAAUCUGCAGGGUAAACUAAAGGUCCUGGAUUUCACACCGGAGGAGAUAACAUAGACUCUCUGGAAGUGUAGAUAAUGAAGGCCUGUGAGCUGACACAGUGUGAAACGAGCAAAUGCCACGCAUGCUUGACUCCAGAGCCUGGCGUUCAUCCAUUAUCUUCUCUCAUGUGUGAUUUACAAAUAUAGAUUCUGUUCUUAAACACGCUUAUCCGUCUGUGUUGCCUGUGAGUAAGACACGAAAGCCCAGCGGGGGGUCUGUUUUUCAGUCCAGAUGUUUCUUGUGUUUAUAAGAGAGAAUUAUGUAGACACAGAGAGUUUAAAAGUCACAAAGAAGUACAAAAAAAGUAAGAAAUUGAUUUUCUGAAAAGAACAAAGGCCACAACUUCUUCUUCUCCAGCAUGGAUUUUUUCUUACUACUUGCUUUUCCUUGCUCUUCUCCUGACUAGAGUAUCUGACAGAGCUACGCGAGUACGGCACCGUGUACUCAAGCUGGGCGGGGUCUGAGGAGGAGCUGCAGCACCCCCUGGAGGGCGUAGCCGGCUGUGUGACAACAUGCUGCAGCGCCCUGGAGGAGCAGUGCGAGAACAUGAGCCAGGACUUUCUGCCUGUCCUCAGGGAAUACCUGCUCUACAUAGAGUCCAUGAAGGUGAGGGGUGCGAGGGGCAAAGUUCAGUGAAGCUUCUCUUUGUUGGGUGAUCAGUGAGUUUGCAGGGGUUACAGGUUACAGUUAGCAUUCGUGGCAAAUCAUAGUACAUAGAAAACUUGGAAAAGGUCUUAAUAAGGUCAUUUUAAACUUGUGUAGACCCUUUGCAACACAGAAUCCCAAAUUUUGACUCCAUACUUUUUCUGUUUAGCAGCCAGUAUUCAGAAAAAGCAGAUUUCUUUGGUAUCACACAUUCAGCUACAUUUUGGAUAUACUAUAUUUUCAUCUGUAGCACAGUGCAAAGCCAAAUAAAUGAUGUGAAACUUUGCACCUUUUUUGUUACAUUCUGGUGAAACAUGCUGCACACUAAAAACAUCAUUAGGCGCUCAAAACAACUCCAGCCUGGCCGUCAUGUAUGACCCUGAAUUGAGGAAGAGGCCUCUGAGAUUCUGCAGUCGACAUGUCCUGUCUUGACUCAGCAGAUUUCUCACCUUCUGUCGCACAGAAAAGUUUCAGCGUCACUGAAUGAUGCAGAAAUUGUGCAAAAAAUAAAGCGGUCUGUGUUUUCUCGUAGAAUGUUUUGAGAAAGAGGGACCAGAGCCAGGCGGAGUACGAGGGACGGUUAGAGGCGGCCGUUCUGCGCAAACAAGAAGACAAAACACCAGUAAGUCUGCUUUUUCUUCUCAGGUUAUUAACUCUUCAUGUUUGGUGUUGCAAUCAUUCAGGUUGUUUGUAGCUACUCAAAUUACUCUUAAUAUCCUCUUGCAACCACAUGAUAUAGUAUUUGACCAUUUCAACAGAAGCAUUGCAAGCCCAGACAAAACUUUGUUUUUGCAAGACUGGUUCACAAACUUUCGAUUCGUUAAAACUGAAUGUUAACAAAAGCAGUAUUGCCAAUCUCUCUGGUGUGAUAAGUUGAAUAUAAUAACAAUAAUAAUAAAUUUUAUACAAAGAUGCUUUACAAAAACACGAUUACAAUGUGGAGUAAAACACCAACAAUGUGGAAGAUUUUAAAAAAUAACAUGAAAAGAGGAUAAAAAAACAGUUAACAGGUUAAAAUCCUGUUUAAGCGGGUGUGUUUUUAGGUGAUUUGAAGGUAUGGGGGUCUAUACAGUCUCUGAUGGGUUUGGGGAGUGAAUUCCAGCGGGUGGCGGCGGCAGCGGAGAAGGUUCUGUCCCCCCAAGAAUAUCUUUUGUUCAUAUGCAAAAUUAACCCCACAAGUAAACCAAGAGACUUAGCACAUCUGAGACCAUACGCACUGUGAGAUUAGUUACCAAGACUCAACAUCAGGAGAAGAUUCAGAUUUAGCAAAUUGAGCAGACCCAGAAUCAUGUUAAACAUUCAUCUGCCACAACCAUGUUGGGAGGGAAAUACAGAAAAAGAGCUGAACAACAAGCUUCCCAGAGUGUAAGAUGACCAAUAACUAAAAGUUGUCUGUCACUUUGUCAAAUGUCUGUGUUGCAACCCUCCCUUUUAAAAUUCCUGUACCACCCAGAUCCCGUGGCUGUAGUCCAGUAACUUGUAGUCUUGUAUCAUGUCCCCCAAAGGCCCUUGUAGCUGUAGUUUUUUUUUUUUCUUUCUGUGUCCCUGAAGAUACCAGUGGAAGUAGAGAAAUGCCAGGACAAAGUGGAGUGCUUCAACGCUGACCUGAAGGCAGACUGGGAGCGCUGGCAGAGCAACAAGAGACAAGACUUCAAACAGCUUCUCACAGGCAUGGCCGACAAAAACAUCAACCACUAUGAAAAGGUAUGAAAAGGUAUUCAGUAUAUGACAACAAACCCUAAACUUGUUGACUUUGACUUAUUUAGGGUUGACAAGUUAUGUGACAGAGAUUAAUUUUUCAUCCCUAUUACUAGGGCUGGGAGAUAAAAUUAAUUUCCCUCAAUAUCAGUAAAACAUGGUCAAUAUGCUCUUCGAUAGUCUGCAUUCUGCCAUGUUUAGGUAGACUAUUCAAAAAGGAGAGUUGCUCUGGGUCUGCUUCGCACUGAACCAAUCAUGUGCUGAAUGAGAACCAAGUAGCAAACAACUGCGUAGUAGCAGGCAGCAGCUACACGCAACCAUCGCACUUUGGCACGUGAAGUCGACAGCACUGUCAGUGAGAAAAACAGAAAAUGAGUGCUAAACCGGGCAGAAAUGCGGAUGAAGGCUCAACAGAUGAUGACAUCGUCGACAACACUGGCACGAAAACGUCAGUAUUUUGUUUUUUUGAGGUCAGACAUGAAGCAGAGUAAUGUGAACUGCAAAUUAUGUCAAGUACAUGUUCUCACAAAGUCGGGGAAUACCUCAAAUCUUUUUCACCACCUGAAGCAGUGCCACAUGGCAGAGCAUGCGCAAUGCAAAAGGUUACAAACCCCGAGCGAAGUAAAAAGCCCGUGGCACAAACAGCUGACCACUCAGUCUGAUUUCUUUAGCGAAACACCUUACUUCAAAACGUCAAAGAGAGACGAAGACCUCACAGAUGCAGUAGCUUAUUGUAUUGCGAAAGGCAUGCUACCAAUAAGCACUCUUAAAAUUCAUUUUUUAGAUGGUGACUUGACUGAUAUGCAAAUAAUAUAUUGCGAUAAACUUUUUCCCACAUCGCCAAGCUCUUCCUUUUACAUACAAUUGCUACAGCAUGUUCCUUUGAAAGUAUGCCUCUCAUCUCUGCAACUAUCUCUUCUUUCAUCCCAUUUUUUCGCCUCUACUGGCCGUCUUCAUCCAUCUCCGCUCUCCGCAGAGCCAGGCAGCGUGGGAGUCACUCAUAACUCUUCUCCAGGAGAAACAGACUGAGGACAAAACGAGUGACACGAACUGAAACAUCCCCUCAUGUCCCUACGUUCCCCUCUUUCUGUAUCACUCACUCUGUCAUGCCAAGGAAAAGGACCACGCGGGCAGCAUACAUUUAUUGCUGGACUCCCUCCCCGCUCUCCUGUGAGAUGAUUGUACGGAGGAGAGUUUCUCUGCAAAAGAGGUAACAAACGGUGCAUUCAAGCACAGCGUGGAAAGGGGAGAGACCUACUAUGUACAGACAUUUUCCUUUAUUUUUGUCGUUCUAAUUGACUUUUUUCUACGUCAUGUUUCCAAUUAACGGUCAUUUGCCAAUGCUGCUUGUGUUUAUUUAACCCAGGUCUCAAGAAGUCAUGUUUCUGUUUGUUCAAAUCAGCCAAAUGUGAAAGAAAACUCUGGACCGUGGUAGGAAGUGUUCUGAUCAUCCCUAAUUUUGUUUCCUUAUCAGGUUGAAAAAGCCUCUGAAAAUGUGACACCUCAAAUUAACAAAGAAUAUCUUCUACCUAAUUUAAAGGAUUUACCUGUUUUUUGUAUGUUUAGGUGCCGAAACCAACUACCCAUGAUCCAUUGCUGUUUUCCUAAACUUCAUUAAUUAACUUUAUAGUUUUCCCAGUUUCCCUGCCAACCUUUAUUUUUAUAACAUUCAAAGUAGAAACUUGAAACUCGCCAUAAUCAUCGGUGCUUAAAACACAGCUCUGUUUACAACCAGAGGCAAAAUACAGACAGGGUCAAAGCAGAAGGUCGAGCAACAAGGAUCCAUACAUGUCUUCAGUUACUUUCACUCCAGAUUUCUCAUGGAAAGGGAAACAGCAGGAUGCAUAUCUGAUCCACAUCCUUUUGAAUACAAAGACAUGAAACACAAAGACAUGCAUUUAACAGUGACGAUGCAAAUAUGUGUCUUAGUUGAAUUCAGUGCUUCAUAUCAGGGGAGUGAUUGGUGGAGUGGGACACAGCAGAUAGGCAGAUACAUUUAUGUCUUGACUUUAGUGCAGCAGCACCACCUGGUGGUUUAACUGUUUACAGUUUUGAUUCAUCCUUUUAAACCACUCGCUCAGCUGCCUCUGCUGAUGAGUCUUGGUAUCACUUCUUUUUCCUUUCCCAGUGGACAGUUUGACUAACAGCUGUUUCACCUUUCUUCUUCACUGAAAGGCGUAAACUCUCUGAAACCCCCAUGAAAGCAAACAGAUAAUAACUGGAGGACUAACGAUUUCAAUCUAGCUGAAAUCUGCAUACAACGAAUUAAACAUUCAUCGUCAAUGUUUAUUUAAAUAUCUUGGUGUUGUUGGACACACUGACACUUAUUUGUAGAAAAUGUCUAAAGGAAACAAGCUCUGAAUUUAGAUGUGAAAGUGAGUCUCAAAGACUUGAAAAAAAGUACAGAGUUUAGUGCUCAUAGGUGGACAUCUUUGCAGUAAGGAAUUGCUUAAACAAACAAAGAAAGAGUACUGAAGCAUCUUGGAAAUAUCUGCUUUACCCUGAAAAGCUGCUUAUAAGAGUUUAACAAAAGCAGACUGUUCAGAUCCUGACAUACUGAGCAUUAAACCUAUAAAACACAUGAUUGAGCACAAGAUAAAUGACUCAGUGCUGUGGAAAAGGUUUGGUUAAAAAAAGUGUACACAGGCAUUGGGAAGAUUUGGCCUGGUCCGUGUAGCUGUGACUCAUGGGAAAUAUUAUGAUGAAGAUGAAGUAGCACCACGUCUCUAAAUCACCAGUGCUUUCCCGUCACACAUUUUCCCUCUUCUUGUAAGAAGAUCCGAACUGUUGCUGAUGUGGCCUUACAGAUAGACGCUCUGUUUUAUUUAUAUGUAUUAUCUUUGCUAUACUCUUUUACUGAGGGAGCUUUAACUCACCCAAAAAUGGCUUUCGACCAUAGAGGACUGAAACAGAUGACUGAUAAUAUGAGUUAAUAACAUAUUUCUCCAUCCCUUGCUAAUUUUACAUUUAACUAACGAAUGAUGACCAGGAGGGGCUCAGUGUGACCUCGCUGCCUUGAAGACAUUUACAAAGACUUUGAUUUCACAUACACAUACAAUAAUAAUGUGUGUUUUCAAUUCUACUUUUAGCAUCAUUUCAUUUCAUAAUAAGCUUUUCAGACAUAAGGUGCUUCUUUUUUUUUUUGUCAGUGUACCGAACAGAGAUAUCUGCUGUCUGUAAUUCUUUCAAACGUCAGCUCAUCUUUGAAAGCCCCUUGUUUAGUUUCACAGGAUGAUGUCACCCUCUUCUUUUCAGUGGGUGUUUUAAGGCAGCAGUGAGAGGAAGUGACAGUGGCUGCCUCCAGACAGGGUUUCUGUAUGGUUUGUCAGUUCUCCUUUUAUUUUUCUUACAUCCUUUUUAAAAGCAAAAAAAAAAAAGAAUUUUAAUUUAACAGCUAGUAAAAUGAAGAAAAGCUUUCUGUGCAGCUACAGUGGAUAGUAUGGAUGCGCUGAUGCUAAAUUACGAUACUGAAGAUGUGGAGUCGAGUCUUGUGUGAUAGCUUUCUUCCACAAAUUUUGUAGAGGACUGAAUUUUUUUUCUGAUGGGCGUUUUUUAAGAAUGAUUUUUAAGUUAAAAUUCUCAAAAUCUUCUCAGUUCUCAUUAAAACACUUCAGUUGAGCCACAGCUGUCCUGUCAGGGGUUUAAGCAUCACAUUUAGUUCAGUUAAAGGUACUUACUCACAUACCUUAAGCUAAGAUAAAGGUACAGAAUCAUAUUUUCUCACACCAGCUCGUCCAAACUUUGGAGUCACAUUCAAAAAAAGGCCAUCAUUUCUUUUUGCAGCGUUAGACUUAGAGACACAAUAAGAUGGACGACAGUAUUAUGCACUCAAUCAAAGGAGGAUGAGAUGUAGCAACCUAAUACAAGUUUAAUAAGUGUAGAUUUAUUGUAUUGUCUGGUUCGGAUUGGUUCUGGAGUUUGUUUUAUUCACAGUCGAACUCAUGGCGGUGACAAAAAGGCGUCAGUGCAUCCAUAAACUUUCCUGCUAUCUGGUGUGAAUGGAGGAUUUGUACAGUCCUGACCUGAAAAUGCUCAUUCAGACUGGAAAAAAUUUUCCUCUUGCUUUAAUGGCAACAUACUGUAUAUUGAACAUACUCUGUUGCACAGCUGAAUUAUAUGGCACAGCUGAGUCUAUUUUUGUAUGAAACAGAGGGGUUACUGUUGGGUUUCAACUUCAUACGUGGCAAAUAAAUGAAGAUAUUUUAGGAGGUUUGCACCAAUGAUGUAAAUCUUGAACCAAAAAAUGAGAAAUGAUUUUAUGUUUGUGCUCAUGAGAACCCCAGCAAUAGUUCUUUUUCUUAUUCAGCCAUUAUUAAAACCCCAACUUUUGUAGUGUGCCUGCUGAUUUACUUUUGCACUACGACCCCUGAAAGAAAAAAGAUAAUUUUAGCUUUCUUUCAGGGUCAAAAUUGAUUUUAAAUAAUUUGGUGUUAAGUUGGUUAAGAUUAGUUUAUAUCACAGUUUGGAAACUUGAAUCUGGAAUGUAAAGAAGGGCGUCGUCUGCAAACAGAGACAAUGUUGACUAUAAAGCGGGGAGAGUCUGGUGUUGUUUCGGCUUUUCUUUUCAUAUCAAUUGUUUCUCAGCCAAACACCCCCAGGCUUAUCCUCCUGUUGUCUUUGCGAAAACCUGAUUUGCAGAACCGCCAAAAUUCAUCAACCCUGUCCAAAAGGUUAAAAGGCAGAAAAAUAAUAAACAUGGGACUCCAGCUUGUCUCUUUUCCCCUUCAGUGUGUACUGUUUACGUUCAGAGUUUUUUAUUGUACAUUUGGAUGUUAAUAACAUCUUGUCAUUAUUAUAAAUAAGCUUGUAUAUUGAUGUUGUUUUGAUGCAAUUUAUCUUUACCUCAAAUGACCUUUUGAAUAUAUUGGACCAAUAAUAAAACAACGAAUGCAUUUCAUA